AUGUUCCUGGAGCCCUCGCUACCUCGGGUUGGGGUGCUUGUGGCACUCCCAGUCAUCUACUGGAUUGGUUGGGUCGUCUAUGCACGCACAUUACAUCCCCUCAGCAGAAUCCCCGGGCCUUUCCUUGCGACGGUAUCACGGUUGUGGUACAUGUUGAAGAUUUGGACCGAGGACGUCGAAAAAGAUGAAAGAGCCCUUCAUGAGAAAUAUGGUCCACUAGUCAGACUGGCACCAGACGAGAUCUCAUGCUCAGAUCCUGAGGCAUUUGCGGACAUUUAUCGCUUUUCCAACGCGUUGGAUAAAGCCCAAUUCUACGAGCCCUACAAUACAACCGGUUUCAGCCCUCACGGCGAUGUCUUCUCUUGCAAGAGCGACAAGAAGCAUGGCCAAAGGCGAAGGAUCACGAGCAGUGUAUACUCCAUGAGCAAUGUUUCCAAGUCCGAGCAAUACAUCGACACUUGCAGCGACCUCUUGACCGAACGCUUGGGACAGUACGCUGACUCAGGAAAGCCCUGUGAUAUCGGAGAAUGGCUGCAUUGGUACACCUUUGACAUCAUUGGUGAACUCUUCUAUGGCCGAGCUUUUGGAUUCGUUGAUGAGGGAAAGGACCAAAAUGACUGGAUCAAGUCUCUCGACAAGAUGAUUCCCUUCGUCUGCCUGAUGGGUGUGGCGCCGCCGAUCCUGCGCCCUUUCGUUGGCAUUGGAUGCAUGCUCACAUCUGCAGGCAAGGAGAUUGCCAAGGGAGUAAAGAACAUUGGCGAGUCUUCUGCACGCCUCAUGAAGGAUGCGUAUGAGUCGCGCCUCGAGGCCCCCAGAAACGACAUGGCACAGCAGGUCUUCUCCAUCUACGAGAAGAGUGGUGAGAAGUUCGACUACCGCUGGGGAGAUGUUGAGCAAGAGUCUUACGGUGCACUCUUUGCUGGCAGCGACACCACUGCCAUCGCCUUUCGCUCCCUGUUCUAUCACCUGAUGCACAAUCCGGAGGCGUACCGUAAGCUGGAGGCCGAGGUUGACCAAGCCGUCAAUGAGGGUCGUCUCAGCAUGCCUCCCACAUACAAAGAGGCGAGCCAACUUCCCUACCUUUGCGCGUGCAUAAAGGAGGCUCUUCGUAUCCAUCCUGGUGCCCAGCUAUCUCUGCCUCGUAUUGUGCCCUCUCAGGGCAUGACGCUCUGUGGACAGUUCAUCCCGGGUGGCUAUGUUGUUGGCAUCAACGCCGCCGUGCUGCACUUUGAUAAGAAAGUAUUUGGUGCAGACGCAGAAAGUUUCAACCCUGACCGCUGGAUGGAUCAGUCUCGUGCCAACUACAUGGACAAGUUCAUGAUGGCCUUUGGCGGCGGCACACGUACGUGCUUGGGCAAGAACAUUGCCUUGAUUGAGCUGCACAAGCUUUCUCCUCAGUUGGUGUGGAAUUAUCGGUUUGAAUUCUACGAUCAAGCCAAGACUCAGUGGCACACCAGAAACACCUUCUUUGCCAGACAAGAAGGCGUGGUCGCGCGAGUCAAGCGUAGGAACCACUGA
This is a messenger RNA of Colletotrichum chrysophilum, 1518 nucleotides long. RefSeq lists its product as uncharacterized. Bases 1 to 1518 code for a protein of 505 amino acids. The transcript has 5 exons. Gene Ontology annotation, molecular function: heme binding; monooxygenase activity; oxidoreductase activity, acting on paired donors, with incorporation or reduction of molecular oxygen. The record is from RefSeq and is a predicted model, not a curated record. Lineage: Eukaryota; Fungi; Ascomycota; Sordariomycetes; Glomerellales; Glomerellaceae.